This is a messenger RNA of Ceraceosorus bombacis, 411 nucleotides long. The record is from the annotation of a GenBank genome assembly. NCBI's taxonomy places the organism in Eukaryota, Fungi, Basidiomycota, Exobasidiomycetes, Ceraceosorales, Ceraceosoraceae.
AUGGCGUCUACGACUGGAGUGGUGCGAGCGGGCGCGGGAACCCCUGACGUGGUGGAUGUAGCUGAGCUGCUGCUGCUUGGCGAGGACUGCGCUAAGCAUGGUCCCAGACUAGCCAAGAGGAUCACUGCGAGCAUGAGUAAGCGCGGCAGGAUUUGACUGUGCGACCCACAUCGCCUUCGUCCUCGUGGUGGGCGUUGAGCGACUGGCCCGAUGAUGCUUGUUGACUUUACUGAGCAAACGUGUGCCUUUAAAACUGCCGCACAAGUUUCGCAAGGCCAAGCGCCUGGCGGGAUGGCCAUAUUUGCUUUCGUAUGGCUCAAAGGCCGACCUGCUACUGUGGCCUCAGUCGAGCGUGAGCCGAGUGCUUUGUAUGUCGAGUCCACAGUCCCAAGCGCCAUUCAACGCUGGUAA